GAUCAUCUUAUGCUCCCAGCCCUCGCCCAGACACUACCCCAAGAGACCAUCAGCCGGCUUCCAGGGAGUGGGGAGGAGGCGAUCCAACGGGGGACGGCGGCUGCGACCGAGGGAGCCACAGCCUCAACUCACCAGC
Penicillium egyptiacum is the source of this 136-nucleotide messenger RNA. Lineage: Eukaryota; Fungi; Ascomycota; Eurotiomycetes; Eurotiales; Aspergillaceae. The record is from the annotation of a GenBank genome assembly.